GCUGUUGGUGAUGGCCGUUCUUUAACACAAAUCCUGAAAACGGUAGCAGGUGAUGCAGUUGGCCAGAAUAAUGCAUAUAAGCAUGUUGUUGAUUUGAUUCAACAGAUAACUCGAGCCCAUAAAGAAUUACAUUCUCAAUGGCAAGCCAAAAAACUACGUUUACAUUCCAGACUUGCACUGAUUGCUUUUGAAACCGAUACUCACAGAGUUCUUCAGUGGUUGGAAGAACAUGGUGAUGCAUACCUGAAUAAAAAUACUGCUAUUGGUAAUAAUUUAUCGCAAGCGAAAAUUUUACAAAGGAAUCAUAGUCAUUUCCGGUCAGUAGCCUCUAAUACUUACUCAAAUGCGGAAAAAUUAUUUACCGCAUCUAAUACUAUCAUUGAAUCUGGUGAAUGUGAUGUACAACAAAUGAGUGUUGUAGUGGAAGAGUUGAGGAGGCGAAUUGAAGCUUUCUCCUCAAGAGUCGAAGCACGGAGAGAUUUGCUGAAUAAAUCUGUUUUGUUCCACACACAUUACAGUGAAAUAAUGGAAUGGUAUGGGCGAAUGGAGGUGAAGAGUACCCAGUAUGACUUUGUUUCGACAAAUGUUCAAGAGGGCGAACGCCGUAAAGAAGAGUGGAUGAUUGAAAGCGAUGCCACGGCGCAGGCGUAUGCAACCACAAUGGGUGAAGGAAAUCAACUGAUUAGGGCGUUGGAGCAACAAGCUAAGAUAAUGAACAUUGAUAAUCGUGAUGCUGUUGCUAUAGUCGAGCGUUUAAUCAGUGAUAUUGAGAAGCGACAUGCGAAGCUAGCUGAUCGUUGGCCACAUCAAAGAAGAUCUCUUCAACUUGGUGUGAAAUUUGCAGCUUUUAUUAAGGAUUGCAAACAGAUUAUUCAACAACUUAAGAACUGGCGAGAGGAUAUGGUGGCCUUGGUGAAAUCUAAUAAUUUUGCCGAGCGUGCGGAACAUAUUCUACCGUACCAAAAUGAUAAUACUACCCAGGUCAAAAAUGCCGUCACUGGAGUUAAAAAUAAUGCUGCUGAGCUAUUACAGGCUCUUCGAGACAAUGAAUCUACACUUGUUAAUACGGAGGGUAUUCUGGCCACCGAUGUGAUUAUUACCAGCUUACAACAACUGACUGACUGUCAACAUGAAGUAAUGCAGGUAGCGCAAGAAACACAUCAUCGAAUUGAGCAAUGCAUGCAGUUCAAUCGUGCGCGUGCAAUGGCAGCAGUUGCAAUGCAAAAAAUGCAAUACGAAGAAACAAAAUUGCUUCAUAUGAAUACAAUUCCAACUUCGUUGGAAGAAGCUUUAGCUGCUCAAGCUGCUCACAAACAAUUCCAACACGCUAUCGAGAGCAUCAGUCGUACAACAAGUGCAUUUUUGAAUAAAACCGAUCAUCUGAUUAGCAGCGGUGGUGUUGAUGUCCGUUCUGUGGAUGAUUUGAAUGAAGAAGUAUUAAAUCGCUGGAGACGAUUAGUUGGUGUUACGGAAGAAAGGAAUAAAUUAAUUAAAGCCGGUGUUGUGUGCUACAAAACGCUGCAUCAGGGAGUCAUGCCAAUUUUGGACCAACUUGAGAAAGAAUACAGUAUGAGUUCGAAAGAUUGGUGCCAAAUUAGAAAUGGAGAAGAUGCUAAAGAUCGAGCUCAUCAUAUGUCAAGCUUGUUAUCGAAACAUAUGGAAUAUAAGGAGAGAUUUCUGAAGGGUUGCUCAUACGGACAGAAAACAUCAGAGAUGUUCCUGAAAUAUAUUCGACGUUGUGAGGCAUCAACAGAACAUAUAAGAUUGCAUGAAACACGCCUCAUGGCUCUCAAGGAAAACCUACGUAAGCGACAGAUGAAAAUUCUGGAUUUGUGGAUGCGAAAAAAGCAGCAGCUUGAUCGAUGUCAUGAAGCAUGCCUUCUUGAAGCCACAGCAAUUGAGAACGCUGAGUGGAUAGCUGUUGAAGGCGAAGCAUUUUUAAAGCAGUGUUUGGAAAGGCGAUUAAACGUGGCAGAUCGAGGAAGUCUGGAAGCAUACAUGGAUGAAUACAUGACUUUCAAAGCUGAAGCAAAGCAGAAAAGAUUGAAAGUUCGAAUGAUGCUUGAACUAGCUGAAAAGUUUCUGUCCGUGGUAGAUCAUCACUGUAAUGCAAUUGAACGAAAGAUGUUUGAUGUACGGUCAAGCUAUGAACAUUUUUUCAUGCAUCUUGCUGACUACGAGAAUUUAUUGUAUGGAGCACUGGGACAAAAGUUGGAUGUGAACAGAGCGAAAGAUGAAUUUUCUUUGGAUAGAAAAAGUGAUUCGAAUAUUGAAGCAAAAAUUGAGGUGGAACGGCUAGCUAAUGAAGAAAAACGUAAGAUGAGAGAACCAAUGAUGGAGUUAAUUAAAUCCGAAAAGGAUUAUAUUGAAGAUUUGCAUAAAUGUAUUAAGCAUUACCUGAGUGCGUUUCGUGCUGCAAAAGACUCAUUACCUGCAGCACUUCGAGAUAAAGAAAAAGAAAUCUUCAGCAAUAUUGAACAGCUCUAUAAAUUUCAUAAUGAAGUAUUCUUACCAGAAUUGAUCAAACAUGAAAACGACCCGGAAGAUGUGGGAUAUUGUUUCAUAUUUUCCGUUGAAAUGCUUAAUACUUUAUAUACGGAAUAUUGUGUUAACAAAGAACAAAAUAAUUAUAUUAUUGCAUUACCGGAAGCUAUGCAAUUCUUUUCGGAAAUUCGUGAAAGAAACGGUUUAGAACACAGCCAGGAUCUGUCAUCUUUGGUAAUCAAGCCUGUUCAACGAAUAACACGAUAUCGUUUAAUGCUCGAACAGCUGCUCAAAAAUUGCAGGAACAACGUUGAUGAAAUCCGGGAGGCUUACGAUGUGGUUGUUAGCGUACCGCGACGGGCUAAUGAUCUUAUGCAUCUUGGUAAUUUUGAAAAUUAUAAAAAACUUGGUGUCCUUGGUGAUUUUGUGAUGCAAGAAUCAUUUCUGGUUUGGGAUCCGAAAGCGUAUUUUAAGAAAGGCCGGGAAAGGCAAGUCUUCCUGUUUGAACUCUGCGUUGUGUUCGCAAAAAAAACGGAAUUAUCAAGUCGAGCAAUCAAAUAUAUCUACAAAGCUCAUCUAAUGUUGGCUGAGAUCAAUGUUUGUGAGCACGUGGAAGGUGAUUCCAGCAAAUUUGCAUUGCGUCAGGGAAAUGAGCCAAAUACAGAAAUGCGCACGGAGCUAAAAGCAGCUAAUGAGCAAUGCAAAGUGCAUUGGGUAAAGAAAAUUCGAGAGUUGAUGCAAGGACUGAUGACUGCUAAUUUCGAUAUGAGACAAAUACCUGCUCGAAAUUCAAGUGCUACAACUACGACAUCGGUAUCAGAUCGAACGUCGAAAGACAGUGAUAGUUUGCCGACAAGUAAUGAGGAUAGAAAUUCGUUGCGUAGUUGCACUUCAUCGAACAGUAAUCACAAUCUAGAGGUCUGA
Messenger RNA from Cercopithifilaria johnstoni, 3408 nucleotides. Lineage: Eukaryota; Metazoa; Nematoda; Chromadorea; Rhabditida; Onchocercidae. The record is from the annotation of a GenBank genome assembly.